UAUGAUAAUAAUAGUAUUGAUUAGUGCUAUAUUUUGUGCUGAAGUAAAAUUGAAAGUGGAAUCAUCACCUAAAGAUAUAAGGAGAAUAAAUGGAAGAGCUGAAUUUGAUGGUAAGAUUUAAAAAUUUAAUUAGUAAUAUAGCAUAGGAAUAUGAAACAUCAUGUCAAUGUGAAUCUACUACUACACAACUUCAUGUUGGUGAAACCUUUUGUGAUCCUACUAAAGUUUAAUUACAUUAAGACUUUGCAGGAGAUGAUGGCAAAACAGCCUCUUUUGAAUAAAUUAGACAUUUAAUUGGACCUCUUAAUGAAUUAUAAUUUGGAGAUCCUAACAGCUAUCAUUUUUCAUGUUUAGAUGGAAGAAAUGAAUAAGGUGUAUUAGGAACUCCUGGAGGUGAUUCUGGUGAAUUCUUGUUAGCUUUAUAAGUAUAUGAAUAAACAAUUAAUACACCAUUGACUUAAGAUACUGUUGAUAGCAUUUUAAGCAAUUACUUAUAGUAUAUGAAAUAAGAUGGAUUUUAUAUGUGUACAGAUGAUGAUGCUAUAAGACAUUUGGAAAAAGAAUUAGGUAUGACUUUGACAGUUGAUGCCUUAAUUGAUCCUCCUAAUUCAGUAUAUAUUAUUUAAUAUGUUAGUUUAAAGAUGAUCUUUUAACAUCACUUUUAAAACCAGAAAAUACAGGUUGUAUGCAUUUAAAGAGUAUUUUAAAGAAUCCUGAAAGUUAUGAUAUGAGACCUGAUUUAGUGAGAUAUUUUCUUAGAAGUUAUUUCACAAUAUUAUGGAAUAAGAGUAAUCCUUUACAUCAUAAAUUGAUACUUGAAGUUAUGGCAGGUAGACAUGAAGAGAGAGCAUUUCUUGAAGUUAGAAUAAAUGAAGCUUGUAUAAGAUAAAAUAUGGCACCACUUUUGAGACCAAAAAGAAGAAUUACAUUGGCAAGUGUUCCUUAAGGACCAACAACAACUACAUUCCAUGAAGGUGGAGCUACUGAAAUAUUUUAAGCAUAUGUUAAUCACAUAGAUGCUGCAUCAAUUAGAAGAAAGGUAUUAUUCUUUAAAUAAUAAUAAAAGGAACUAUCAAAAUUCUUUGCUGAGAAUUCAAAUCAUAAUGGAGUUCAUUUUGAAAUUGAUGUUAUGCAUCAUAGAUUAAAUAAAAAAGGAUUAAUGUAUUUAGAAAUUACUGGAUAAAAAAUUGCUAGAUAUUUACCAUUUUAUACUGUUACAAUAGUUUGA
This is a messenger RNA of Paramecium primaurelia, 1228 nucleotides long. NCBI's taxonomy places the organism in Eukaryota, Ciliophora, Oligohymenophorea, Peniculida, Parameciidae. The record is from the annotation of a GenBank genome assembly.